Hypanus sabinus (Atlantic stingray) is the source of this 3296-nucleotide messenger RNA. RefSeq names its product transmembrane protein 101 (gene tmem101). The transcript is spliced from 4 exons. Gene Ontology annotation, biological process: positive regulation of canonical NF-kappaB signal transduction. The record is from RefSeq and is a predicted model, not a curated record. NCBI's taxonomy places the organism in Eukaryota, Metazoa, Chordata, Chondrichthyes, Myliobatiformes, Dasyatidae. The coding region runs from base 39 to 806 and encodes 255 amino acids.
GGCCGGACUUUAGUUGUGGACGGGCGGCCCGGUAAGUCAUGGCGUUGGAUGCUCGCAGGCGGUUUUUUAAACUCCUCAUGCGCCUCGGCGCCAUUAUCCUUACGCGGUUCCCCUUCUGGAAUUGCUUCAGCAUGUUGAUGCUGUUUGCGGAACGAGCUGAUCAGCGCAGGAAGCCAGAUAUUCCUGUGCCAUACCUCUAUUUUGAUAUGGGUGCUGCAGUUAUCUGUGCCAGUUUCAUGUCCUUUGGUGUGAAGAGGCGAUGGUUUGCUUUGGGAGCUGCCCUUCAAUUGGCUAUCAGCACAUAUGCAUCAUACGUUGGAGAGCAAGUGCACUAUGGGGACUGGCUUAAGGUAAGAAUGUAUUCCAGGACUAUAGCUGUAAUUGGAGGAUUUCUGAUUUUAGCAAGUGGAGCUGGUGAGGUAUAUCGGCAGAAACCUCGUACAAGGUCACUACAGUCCACUGGGCAAGUGUUUCUUGGCAUCCACCUUAUUUGUGUGGCUUACUCCCUUCAGCACAGUAAGGAGGAUCGCCUGGCCUAUCUGAAUCACAUCAUAGGAGGUGAAAUUACACUGCAGUUGUUGUUUGUACUUUAUGCUGUGUUGGCUUUGUCUUUCCUCUCUGGAUACUGUGUUCGGACUGCAGCCCAAAUGCUUUCUAUUCUUAUGCCUAUUGUAGUUCUGUUUAUUGAUGGAAAUGUGGGCUAUUGGCACCAUUCUCGUCGGGUUGAAUUUUGGAAUCAAAUGAAACUGCUUGGGCAGAAUGUGGGCAUUUUUGGUGCUGCCAUCAUUUUGGCCACAGAUUGCUAAUGAUUUUUAAAGGUUGAGCUUCUCAUUGCAUGGCACUAAUGAAACCACUGCCUUGUACUGCUAUUUAUUUGACAUUUAAAAAAAUUGUACAGGUUCUUGAAUAUAUUUUCAGUAUAGUUAUUAUUCUUACACAAUUCUGAAGAUAAACAGCUGUGUGAGCAAUAGCUUAGAUUCUAGUGAACGUGCAUACUGAGGGCAACAUUCUGUAAUUUUGCUUCUGGCACAGUCUCACUUUUUAGGACUGUCUUGAGUGAUUGCCUUUGGCAGAUAGGCUUUCACACUACAUGUAUGUAUCUGGAAAAUUGGCUCACUGUGUUCAUUUAUAAUCCUCACUCUAAAUUCCAUGCACUGUCUUGAAUAAUAAGUAAGCUCUAUAAUUUAUACAACAUUAUGUCAUGAUUUAUGUAACUUGAUUCCCGGUAGUAUAAUACAACACAUUUCUAUUAUUAUGAAUGAGUAUAUUUCUCCCUUAAAGCUGCAAUUUUUCCAAUUUAUCUGAGCAAACAGAUGAACUACACCUAUGCAGCUAGUGUAUUGGUUGAUCUAACUGGUAGCCUGAAGAACUCCUUAAUUCUUGAGGAAGUGGAUCAGUUACAAUCCACAUGUGGGACAUGUUUUUGAAUAAUGUUUUAAUUGGACUCUGAUGCACUGACAAAACUUUUAUCCAGUUGUACUUGUUAGCACAAUAGUCAGUUCAUCCAUCAGCAGUCUCUAGUUUUAACUAUCAGUUUCUGAAGGAUUACUCCUCUAGAAUUUCCCAUGAACCUCUGUAGCAGGAAGGGUAGGUAAACCAGAAUACAUGAUGAAUUAGCACUGCGGUCCAAGUGAAUACUGUUGAUCACAGCAGUGUACGUGUUGGUAUGAAGCCGUAGCAUCAAUCCAUUUGAGUGAAAUGGUUGUUUUAAACAUGUUGGUUAUGUUGAUAUUUUUCGCAAAGUAAGCGAUUUAUCUAAUUUUUCAACAGAUUUUUUUGGGGUUUUUUUUGUCUCAAUUCUGCAUCUGCAGUUUUUGGCGGGCUGUGGUUAUUAAUGGUGAAUCUCUCUUUUAAUAACUCGAGGUACAAUGAGUGGUUGCAUUUGGAUAGUUAUGGUUAUAUAAGUUCAAGUUAUAGUUUAAAAAUUGUCUUUUUAUAAUCUAAUGGUUGCUUUUCAGGUUGCAUUAAUGUAGCUGUCUGUUUUCAGAGUGAAACAGAGAUAGAGCUUUUAGGAAUUUCUUGGAGUAUGUUGACUAAUUAAUAGUUUCAGAUUUACUGUGAGAUUUCUUUUUCUUUCCCAAUCUUUUCAUCUAAUCCCUGAUGACUGAACAAAAUUUUACUAAAGCAUUACAGUCUCACAAACAGUUGUGCUCAUUUGGAAAACAGAAUUUAAAAAGUGGAGUCAGGAUUUCAAAAAUGUAUUGGUUUUUGUGAAGAAAUGGAGGAUCUCUUGUUUCCCAUCAUUUUAUAAAAAGUUCAGCAAGUGCACCCAUUCUGAUUGAUGAAGCCAGAUUGUGAUGAAAUUAUGGAUUUCAUCCAUAAUUAUGGAUUCCAUGAAAUUAGGGAAAUCAAGGUCUCUUUAAAAUAGUUAAGUUACAUUAUUCUAAUUUUUUCAUUGUGAUUUCACUGAAGUGCAAAGGACUUCCAUUUCUGUAAGCAAAUAUCCAGAAAUGCAUUUCAAUUUUAAGGAAAUAGACAUUUAAUUAAAACAAAAAGAGACCAAUGCCUACCAUAUAUAAAUAUUUGGAAUUUCCAAAUUUUUAUGUUGUAUUUGUGAAUACUUAUGCAGGAAUAAAAAGAACUUAAAUGAGCAUUUUAAGGAGAGCAUAAAAAACACAUGAUUUCACCACAGAACAUGCUAUAUGUUUUAGUAAUUUGGCUUGUCAAUUGAAGUGCUUGUGAACUGUGGCACCUGGAUAAUUUGAAAAAAUGGGAUCAAUAUUGUACAAGGUAAAACUGUAGCAGCCUUGUAACUCGUUUUGAAAAUGUCUGUAAAUCUAGUUAUAUUUUGGUCGUAUUGAAGCCUGUAGAGUUUCUAUGCUCUGUACUGAAAUUGCUGAAGAAUGUAAAACGAAAGUUAAUCUAUCCUUGACAAUAUUAUCGUUGUUACUUUUCUCCGUGAAUAGUAUGUUUAGAUUAAGUGGGUGGUGGUAAUUUUUGCAUCAGUUGGAUCCAAUCCACUCACUUCUGUUCCUUGUAGGUUGAUCGAUAUUGUAUAAGUGUUUGUUUCAAACUGUGAGUGUAUAGAUUGGGAGUAAAAUUUUCACUAUAAAUAUAGUAAAUGACAAAAUGGCUUUCAUUAAGCCUAAGGAGCUGUUCAAAUGAAGUUAACUAUAGAAUGAUUUGAAUGCUCUUUUGUUUAAAUCACGAAGUGAUUGGUAAUUUUCCAUGGAUAAUUUUUAUGCACGUAUUCUAUUUUCAAUCUGAAUAGAAACUGAAUAGGUUACCAGUCAACGCAAAUGUGCCCCAAGCUGUAAUUAGUUUGUAGUCAUUAAAAAGUUUGUCAUUUUAACUGA